AUGGCCAGCAACAACAACGACAACCAGCAGAACAACGACCAAUUCAGCGUUGAACGAUUGAUCCAAGAAACUGCUGCUGGCAACCAAUCUCGUCCUCGUCGUGACGGACAGAACCAAUCGACUAAGAACGGACAAGCGGUUCCCGUCGGGCAAUCCAAACCCAACGAUGGAAAACCGCCCCCGAGAGACGGUCAGACGGCCACCCCGUCGACCCAAAGCUCCAAGCGGGGCGAGAACCUGGAGGCUGACGCAGAAUCCCUUCAGGUCGAGAUCCCGAUUCCAGAAAAUGUUGACCCGGUCACCGCCGCACUGCUCGACGCAGUUAACUGGACCAACGCCCUGCUGUUCGAGCAAAACAAGAGGAUAAUAGCUGCAUUGGAAAAGAAACACCGAUCCAGGACACCUCCGAAGAGGCGCUACCUCCACCGCUCCUCGUCCAGCUCUCGUUCUCCUCACAGGAGGAAGAAUCGCAACCGCUCCUUCAGACCCUCCCCUAGACGAGGCAGUCUGUCCCCCGGAUACAAACGCGACCUGUCCAAUUCCGAGAGCCCUCGAGGGCGGAAACGGAACCGUGGCGCCGCUUCAAAGAAGACCUCUGUUCCCAAGCACAAAGAUCUGUCACCGAGGAAGAAACCCGCCUCCCCUCACAAAGGACGUGGGGAGACCCUCAAGAAAGCUGGAAAGUCCUCUAAGCCGAGACAUUCACCGAAACAUCCUCGUCACUACACUCCUUCACCCCCUGAGAGCGACGAGGAGAGACAAAACCCUUUCUCCAAGAAAAUUGUCAAAGCCAGAAUCCCCAGGGGAAUGGAAAAGCCUCCAGUGAUGGAUCUCUAUGACGGGACCACCGAUCCUGAAGACCACAUCCUUAGUGUCGAGACCAUGCUCGACUACCACUCAGUCAGCGGCGCCAUCAAAUGUCGCAUCUUCCCCACAACUCUGAGGGGAGGCGCAAUGACUUGGUACAAGAAUCUCCCGAAGAACUCUAUCCGCUCCUGGGCUGAAUUCAAAGAUAAAUUUUCCCACCAUUUCACCGCAUCUCGUCGGCAUCCGAAGACAGAAGCCUCUCUAGAAGCUAUCGUCCAGACACCGACCGAGUCCCUCCAAGCCUUCUUGGACCGAUUCAAUCGCGAAGCAGUUCAGCGACUUCCACAAGCUGUCGGCAUCGAGAAGCCGCGAACCCUGGAAGAUCUCCUCAUCAAAGCUCAAUCAUACAUCACUUACGAGGAGAGGGCCAAUCCCCCUCGAAGUGAAAAAAGCUCUAGGCGCGAUGACACACCUCUCAGCCGUGGCGGAGAAAAAAUAAGUGAGGAGAGGUCCAGGGACAGCAAAGAGAACCGAGGCCCAUCCGGACGCUUCACGAAAUAUACACCUCUCACCGCUCCUCGCAAGCGCAUCUGGAAUGAAUGCAAAAGCACUGAAUUCAAGGACGGUGGGGUUUGCGUUCCAAAACCAGGAGCCCCGAGACCAGGAGCUGACAAAUCCAAGUGGUGCAAGUACCAUAAAUCCUAUGGACAUCUGACCGAGGAUUAUGUCCACUUAAAAGACGCAAUCGAAACGCUCAUCAAGGAGGGGCGCCUCUCGAAGUACACAAAAAGAGGGGGCACUGCCCAGAAAGACAACAGGAGGUCGGACAAACCCGACGAGGACAACUCCCCCGACCAAAGGCCGUACCAGAUCGCCCUCGCCGUGACCAGACCAGAAGACUUCCUCCCCUCCACGGAAGUAGCCUCGGCAUAUAGCCGCUGGGAGAGUUUCCCCACGGCGAUGGUCAUCUCAAAUGGCGCCGUCACCGGCCCCCUAUCCGUCGGCUCAGUGAAAAGAAAAUUUGACGAGCUCAUCGACAGAAACGCUGACAUCGGUCCUACUCUAAGGAGAUUCAAAGGCAAGUCCGAACCAAUUACAUUUUACCUCGAGGAACUGCCCGGGGGAUCGCCUAACGCCAACAUUCCCCUGCUCAUCCGAGCAAAAAUGGCGAAUUUUGAUGUCCGUCGAGUCCUCCUCGACGAAGGCAGCUCAUGCGACAUAAUAUACUCGCAUAUGUUCAAGACACUCCAGCUCAACGACUCUCAUCUGACUCCGUACGUGGGCGCCGACCUUCAGGGUUUCAACGGCUCUACCUCCAAGCCCUGA
Molecule: messenger RNA, 2133 nt
Organism: Vicia villosa (hairy vetch)
Lineage: Eukaryota; Viridiplantae; Streptophyta; Magnoliopsida; Fabales; Fabaceae
Exons: 2
Coding region: 1-2133 (710 amino acids)
Source: RefSeq, a predicted model, not a curated record